UCUAACUUUUCUCUUUACUAUAUCACUAUAGAUCUACUCUAAUUUCAUGUUUAAUUUUGCUUUUCUCUCUUGCAUUUCAAUCGUUGUUACUGUUCCUUUUCUUUUGGCUCAUGAAGAUAGCACAAGUUUCUUUCUUUAUGAUUUGUGGCUGCUGAGGAGGUUAGCACAAUGGAAGAAGAGCCCCUGGAUUCUUGGUUGCAAAUUUCUCUGUCUUCAGAUGGUAUCGAAGAAGACUUACAAUCUAAUCACACAUCUAGUAUCAUUGAAGGCCCCAAUGUCAAUGGCUCCUCUAUGAUUGAUGCUUCUAAUGAAUUCCUGUCAUUAUCGACUAAACUUUUUGAAAACCGAGAAGACCUCAUUAGUGAUGUUCGUAAGAUUGGGUUGUUGCAAGGGUAUGUUAUGGUAAUCAAAAGAUCUAAAGGCAAUAGAUAUGUGGCAAUAGAUAUUCUGGUAAGAUCUAAGAGAUAGAUGCUUUCUGGUAUGAAUAGAUUAUUUGAACUUGAUCUUGUCUUUUUAUGGGGUUAGGCAAACUAAAUUUUGUUAAUUACUUUCUAGUGGAUGGAGCAUGGAACAUGUUGAUGACUUGAUAAGAAGACUAUGUUGUAGAUUGUAGUAUGCUUGUGAAACACAUGUUGCCUUAAGUUUGCAGAUGACAUAUAGGAAGUUUGCAGAUUGUGAAACACGUGAUAUAAUAAACUAUGUAGUUAAUCUUGAUCACCUUGUGAUAUAGUAAUUGGUGGUAUUUUUUACGGUCUGCAUUUUGUUUCUUUGUGCAGAGAGCAAGAAAUUUUUUGAAUUUUUUGAAGUGUGGCUCUCUUUAAGGAAGAGAUGAAAGAAGAAAGUCAUAUUAUUUUAGGGGGCUCUGUUCAAUGUACUUGGUCCGGAGGAUUUUUGUGCAACAUUCCAUGGACUAUGUUAGGGGACAUAAUAGGGGAUUUGAAUCAGUUGACGUAGCUUCAACAAUGACCUCAAAACCGGGAAUUUUUUUCUUGAGACAAGAUAAGGAAAGUAGCACUACACCAGAACCAUUAUUCAUAAAGGAACAGAACCAUUAUUCAUAAAGGAAGACAAGCAUACACAUACCAAUAAUGACAGAUGUUUUGUCGUGGUGAGAGAGAGAGAGAGAGUCUGAGAGUGAAGGGAGAGAGAAAAGAAGGAAGAAAAGACCAAAAAAGAAAAAAGAAAAUAAAAUCUGACUCGAGGGUAUUUUGGAAAGUAGAGAAAGAUGUGAGGGGAGAUAUUAUUAAAAAACUGAAAAUGAGUGCAAUUUGCAAUUUGGGAAGUGCAAAUUUUACUCCCCAAAAGAAGGAAAACAGUGUGCAAUUUUAGCAAACCAGAAGGACUAAAAUUGCAAUAACUCCAAAUGUUUAAAACCUCAAAGUCGUCGACUGUAGUACGAUGAACUUCUACAAUCAAGUUCGUUUGACCAACUUCUGUCAGACAUGGUUUGCCCCAUAAUAGCAUAGUUAAUGUUGCUAUCAUGUCAUACAACUCAGCUGUACGUUCUCCAGAGACCAUGUUUAGCGUCCAGGUAUUUGGUGCUGAGCAGGAUCAGGUGGAGGGAGAAAACAAGUCCGCCAUGAAGUUGCAGAAAAGCUACUUCGACGUGUUGGGCCUUUGCUGCUCAUCCGAAGUUGCUCUGGUGGAGAAUAUCUUGAAGCCUCUUAAUGGUGUUAAAGAGGUCUCAGUCAUUCUCCCUUCUAAAACUGUCAUUGUCGUCCAUGAUAGUCACCUCAUUUCCCAGAUUCAGAUUGAUGAGGCUAUGAAUGAAGCAAGGCUAGAAUCAAGUGUCAAGGUGCACGUGGAGAAUUACAAGAAAAAAUGGCCUAGUCCAUAUGCAAUUGCUAGUGGUGUAUUGCUGCUCCUAUCAUUGUUAAAGUAUGUAUACAGCCCAUUACAGUGGUUGGCCCUAGGAGCAGUAGCAGCUGGUAUUUUUCCCAUUUUAAUGAAAUGCGUAGCUUCAAUUCGGAAUCUUAAGAUUGACAUCAACAUUCUCGUCAUUGUUGCAGUGAUUGGAACAAUUGCUAUGAGUGAUUAUGUGGAAGCUGGUACUAUAGUCUUCCUGUUCACCAUUGCAGAGUGGCUUGAAUCCAGGUCGCGUCAUAAGGCAAAUGCAGUGAUGUCAUCUUUGAUGAGCAUGGCCCCCCAAAAAGCUGUCCUAGCAUCAACAGGAGAUAUUGUGGAUGUUGAUAUGGUUGAGUUGAAUACAAUUCUUGCUGUUAAGGCUGGUGAAGUUAUACCAAUUGAUGGAAUUGUUGUGGAAGGCGAAGCUGAAGUGGAUGAGAAGACGCUAACUGGAGAGUCAUAUCCAGUUGCUAAACUAAAGGACUCCACUGUCUGGGCUGGCACUGUCAAUGUCAAUGGUUACAUUAGUGUCAAAACUACAGCCUUAGCUGGAGAUUGUGUGGUUGCUGAAAUGGCUAAACUUGUGGAAGAGGCCCAGAACAGAAAAUCCAAAACUCAAAGAUUUGUUGAUAAGUUUGCAAAGUUCUACACUCCAGCGGUCCUAUUCGUAUCUGUUUCUGUUGCGGUGAUUCCAGCUGCUUUACAUGCUCCUAAUUGGAGCAAAUGGUUUCACUUAGCUUUGGUAGUUUUAGUGAGUGCUUGUCCAUGUGCUCUCAUCCUCUCUACACCUGUUGUAACUUUCUGCACACUCACGAAUGCUGCAACGUCUGGCCUUCUGAUCAAAGGGGGUGACUACCUCGAAAUUCUUGGCAAAAUCAGGACUAUGUGUUUUGACAAAACUGGUACAAUAACAAGUGGGGAGUUUUUCGUGAUGGAUUUUCAAUCUCUUCGCGAGGACAUCAGCUUGAACACAUUGCUUUACUGGGUUGCAAGCAUUGAGAGAAAGUCGAGUCAUCCAAUGGCAGCUGCACUGGUUGACUAUGGAAGAUUGCAUUCAAUUGAGCCAAAGCCUGAAAACGUGGAGGAAUUUCAAAAUUUUCCAGGCCAAGGCAUUCAUGGAAGAAUUGAUGGACAAGAUGUUUACAUUGGAAACAGAAAAAUUGCUUUGAGAACUACUUCUGGAACAGUUCCAACCAUGGAAGACUAUGGAAAUGCUGGGAAGACGAUUGGAUACAUAUACUGUGGAGGAACCCCUGCAGGAAUCUUUACACUGUCUGAUACUUGUCGAUCUGGGGCUGCAGAGGCUGUUCGGGAGCUGAAGGAAAUAGGCAUUAAAACAGCUCUUCUCACAGGAGAUAGUCAUACUGCAGCUAUACAUACAAAUGAGCAGCUUGAGCAAGCUUUUGAAGUGGUCCAUGCAGAACUUCUACCUGAAGAGAAGGCAAGAAUUGUUAGUGAAUUUAAGAUGGAAGGAUAUACAGCUAUGGUUGGAGAUGGUAUCAAUGAUGCCCCUGCUUUAGCCACAGCCGAUAUUGGUAUCUCAAUGGGAAUUUCAGGGUCAGCCCUUGCUCAAGACACUGGGAAUGUGAUUUUAAUGUCGAAUGACAUUAGAAACCUACCAAAAGCGAUCCAGCUUGCAAAAAGAGCUAACAGGAAAGUGAUUGAGAAUGUCACUUUGUCAAUGACUCCUAAGCUAGCUGUCCUUGCACUAGCCUUUGCUGGUUAUCCACUUGUUUGGGCUGCAGUUCUUGCUGAUGCGGGGACAUGCGUACUUGUAAUUCUCAACAGCAUGCUACUUCUGCAAGGAAGUAACAAGAAUGGAGACAACUCUGAACAACCUGAUGUCCUUCAUCCUGUAAGCAACAAGCAUAGCCUAUUGCCUCGUAUAAACCAGCAGUGUUGUUCGGACAGUACUCACAGUAGCACUACACAAGUGUGCAAACCACAGAAGUGUUGUUCCAACAGUAACGCUGCAGAAGUAUGCAAACCACAAAAGUGUUGUUCUCAGAGGUCUGGAACAGAGUGCCUGCCUAGUCCUUCCAAUUCAGGUAUGGCUAGGAAUGAUGAGUGCAUGAACUCGAUUGAAAGUAAUUGUUGCCUUACCAGUGAUGUCUGUGACUCCACCAGCUGCAAAAGUAAUGGUUCCAAAGUUUCAUCUCUUACUGUGCCAUUAUUGCAUGAUUGCCCUUGAAGAUGUGGCUUAGACAGAAAAUUACAUCAAAGAUGAAGUGAAAAUACUACGAAACUCAUAAUCUAGAACAUUGAUCAUUUCUAUUUGUAUUCGCAUUGAUGUUUGUAUUCGCAUUGGUAUCUCAAUGGGAAUUUCAGAUGGUAUCAUUUUCGAAUAAUAUAAUGUGGUAUAAAAAAGCAGGUUUUGAUAUCAA
Messenger RNA from Rosa rugosa (rugosa rose), 4229 nucleotides. RefSeq names its product putative inactive cadmium/zinc-transporting ATPase HMA3. Gene Ontology annotation, molecular function: metal ion binding; ATPase-coupled monoatomic cation transmembrane transporter activity; cadmium ion transmembrane transporter activity. The transcript is spliced from 12 exons. The coding region runs from base 1481 to 4036 and encodes 851 amino acids. The record is from RefSeq and is a predicted model, not a curated record. Gene Ontology annotation, cellular component: membrane. Lineage: Eukaryota; Viridiplantae; Streptophyta; Magnoliopsida; Rosales; Rosaceae. Gene Ontology annotation, biological process: monoatomic cation transport.